CGCACCCUCCAAGCAAUCUCGUAACAAUCGUACUACAACUCACMUACCAGUAAAGUACGGGACAAUCGAGAAAAAUAAACAUCGAGGAACUCAAUCUACGGUAUUUGCCGUCGAUCGAUUGAUCCGGAUCUGCUAGAACCUAUUCUAUCAUUUGAAAAACAGACUCUUGAUCUACGACACGUAUCGUAACGCAAGACACCCAAUCGCAACCAUGAUGAAAAGCUGGGCCGACCACUGCUCCUCCGACGAGGACACGGAUGACAACUUCUCCGUGGGAGAUGAAGAGCAACAGAGUGACGACGAUGCCUGCGAGGAGACAUCGAUCGAGGACGACUUUUCCGAUAAGGUCCGGUUGCAGGAGCAACAACAGGAAAGAACCUACGAUUUCCCCGAUCGUCCCCCCUUUACCGCCUUUAUAGGAAAUCUCUCCUAUGACAUCCAGGAAGCCGACCAGCUCCAAAAGGCCCUGGUGGACGUCGUCUUUCGGCACCUCGGGGAGCGUAUCACUCCCCUGGGGGGACACAUUUCCUACGACCGCGACAACAAUCGGCAACACCGUGGGUUCGGGUAUGUGGAGUUGAACACCCUGGAAGAGGUACGUGAUGGAAACCGGUGCAACGCAGCAACUUGCGGCGUUCUUUUACCGCAUUCGAUGUUUUGAGCUCGCAUCAUGAAAAGGACCGUUGGCACGAUGCCGAUCUUCUUUGAAUCGAUUCUCGAUUGGGUUUGUAUCUUACAAUCCGUCUUUUUUCUUGCCCUUCCCGUCUUGCCUUUGUAUCCACACAGCUCAAGAUUGUCAUGAAACUCAACGACGAUGGGCAGGCAAAGCUGGCGGGGCGAAAGGUUCAGGUGAACACCGCGAACAACCACAAUCGAUCGAACAACAAUUUUAACAAUCGCCGAGGAAGCUCGCACAAUCACCACCAGAAUCACAGUCGGGGAUCUUUCCAGAACGAUCAUCGUCGCAACAGUAAUAGCAGCGGCAACAAUAGCACCGRCCAAAAACCGUACGAGAAAGUUGAUGGAUCCAAGUUUCGAGGAGGUAUAUUCAGCAACAAGAACAACAACAACGGCAGUCACAACAACGGCAGUCACAACAACCGCAAUAGCAACCGUUCGCAACCUACCCGGGGCGCUGCUGUACCCCGUGAACGGCCUAGCUUGAAACUGGCGCCCCGAAGCAAGCCCAUCGAAGGAGAGGGACGCUCGUCCGCGUCCAAUAUCUUUGGAGGUGCCAAGGCACGCGACGAGCAAGCAUGGGAAAAAAAUAGGCACGAAAGGGAAGAGAAACAGAAGCAGGAAAAACAAGCCAACGAAAAGAAGUCAACAGCCAAGAAGCACAAUAACAACAACAACAACAACAAUAGCAACAACAGCAACAAGGGAGAUGAGAAAAACCGGGGCAGUGACGACAAUAGCAACAAACGACCUACGGGAAAAAAUCGUAAGGAAUCGGGAGAAUGGGAGACAACUAACGCUAUGGACAGCAAAACAAAAAACKCGGCGCAGCAAAACCGGCGAAGCAGCGGGCGUGCAGGGGCGGGAGGACGCGRUGGAAAGGACCGCGGUCGAGGGAAUCACCAGCAACGCGGCGGAAACAACAGCAACCACGGUGGGCGAGGCGAUUCGAGGCGCGGUUCUUCUGCGCGAAACAAACAAAAUGAGAAGAAGAACCACGACAAAAAACAGCAGCAGGCCGAAGAAAAGGCCACUGCCACCGCCGUGGCUGCAAAGGCCAACAACAGGAACAACAAGGCCACCGAAAGCGCCCCGAAGCCGGUGGCACCGAGGAACAAGUUUGCCCUCUUGGACGAUUCCGAUUCGGAUUAAGUAAGCUUAGCCAAAAGGAAGUCGGCAGAAAUCAUGGUUUUGGGAAGGUAGUAGAGGACAUAGUUACAGCACAACCUUACAGAAAAUACCAAAGAGACGCAGCACAACUCCCAAAACUGUGCCACUUGUGUUGAUUGCUUUGUAGCCUGCCCGCAUACACAAAUCAUGAAAUACUUGGUUUCUUGAUACCGGUAUGCGGUCAUUUUUUCUAAGAGGCAAACUUGGAAAAUGGACGAAAAAAAGGAAAAAAUGGAAGCAAACUGGAAUCCAACCAAUUAUAACUGGUAUCCACUUGUCAWASAAGAAACUAGAUGUAUAUUGUUGUUACGUGUCUAGCACAAAUAGAAUAAUGAUUUAAUUUACAU
This is a messenger RNA of Pseudo-nitzschia multistriata, 2195 nucleotides long. NCBI's taxonomy places the organism in Eukaryota, Bacillariophyta, Bacillariophyceae, Bacillariales, Bacillariaceae. The record is from the annotation of a GenBank genome assembly.